This is a messenger RNA of Magnolia sinica, 2301 nucleotides long. Its product is annotated as exopolygalacturonase-like. NCBI's taxonomy places the organism in Eukaryota, Viridiplantae, Streptophyta, Magnoliopsida, Magnoliales, Magnoliaceae. Gene Ontology annotation, molecular function: polygalacturonase activity. The transcript is spliced from 4 exons. Gene Ontology annotation, biological process: carbohydrate metabolic process. Bases 764 to 2173 code for a protein of 469 amino acids. The record is from RefSeq and is a predicted model, not a curated record.
GAUUAAAUUCUGAAACACACUGUUACUAAGUUACAUUAUGACAAUCAGAUUGUUCAGAAAAUCCUAGCCUCUGAUUUAUGAACACUUGUCCCUUGACAUAAGGUCGUACAAUCAUUUUCAUUUUUUACCGUCCAAUAAAUGUCCAACAAUCUAAUAAUUACAGAAAAUAUUAAAAUUAUUUUUUGGUCUCUAUAAUACAUCUAAUUGGUACGCAUAGUUUUGGACGGUUUAUUUUAAAUUAAUUAUACGUCAAGUAUGAAAUUUCUCAUUAAUUUUGAACUGCCUGUGUAUUAUCUGUCAUACUCCGCCUAAGUAUCAAAUUAUUUAUUGGCCAGUGAUUUUGAAUGAAUGGAAAGAGGUUUUAUAAGGAAGUUGCAGCUAUCUACCAGACAAAAAUCUAAAAAUAGCGAGACAUUAUAGAUGGAAAAAAAAAAAUUGUAAUACAAACGAACACGAUACAACCCCCUUCAGCUGCACACGUGGCAGAUCAAACUACUGAUCGUGACCGUUCACCCAGUAGAUCCAAUCAUGGAUAGCCAGUGAUUAAAAAACCAUAUCAAAAGGAUAAUUCUAGUCAUCUCUUCUUCUCCCCUUUCCCCCACAAAAUAGCCACCGUUAAGUACUUUUCAUUUCCAUCAUCCAAUUAAAACCAAAAAAUGGAUGGCUAGGAUCAUCCAUUUUGUGUAAUAUUUUAACCAUGACCCAUACACGGAAAGGCAUGGUAGGUGCACGGUCUUGAUCUUCCCCUAACAAGUGAACGGUGAUGAGAAUGCGUCCAUCCUGGAAUGGCAAGAAAGGUAAGUUGUUACAAGUUGAAAAACAAAGAGAAGUUAGAGAGAGAUUGAGAGUGAGAGAGGUGAAGAUGUUCUUACAGAACUUCAUAAAUACCCAUGCAAAUGCUCUCAUUCCAUACAUUGAAAAAAAAAAAAAAAAAUCAAAGUUCAAAAAAUCACAAUCCAAAAAUACAUUUUGGUUGUUUAGAGAAAUGGGUUCCAAAUCUAAUCUUCAAAUAGCUUGUUUGGUGUUCUUGUUUGCAUGGGGAGCAGAAGCCGUCUCACCGGUGAAAGUUUUCAAUGUAAAGGAUUUCGGUGCAAUCGCCGACGGAAAAACCGAUAGUAGUAAGGCAUUUUUGGAUGCAUGGAAAGAAGCAUGUGCAUGGAAUGGUAUGGGUAGAGUUUUGAUUCCCAAAGGCACAUUCCUUGUGGGCCCCGUAUUGUUCGAAGGCCCAUGCAAGGGGCCCAUUAUAUUUCAAGUCUCAGGGGUGGUGAAGGCGCCUGGUCUUGAAAAAUUCCCAUCGGAUAGUUGGAUAGUGUUCCACUACAUCAACGGCUUGAUGGUCACUGGAGGUGGGACAUUUCACGGUGAAGGAGCUGAAGCUUGGCCACACAAUCAAUGUUCCAAGAACAAGAAAUGCAAGUUCUUACCAACUUCCUUAAGAUUUAUUUCCGUCACCAAUGCAACCAUUCGUAGCAUAUCUUCAGUCGAUAGCAAGCUCUUCCACAUGAACAUUGCCUCUUGCAAUAACAUCAAGAUCCAAUCCAUUAAAAUCUCCGCACCUGCUGAAAGCCCUAACACGGAUGGUAUCCACAUAGGGGACUCGAGUGGGGUCAGCAUUGUUCGAUCUGUAAUAGGCACUGGCGACGAUUGCAUCUCCAUUGGGUCUGGCAACUCCAAUAUCUUCAUCUCUAACGUUUUUUGUGGACCGGGGCAUGGUAUUAGCAUUGGUAGCCUUGGCAAGUACCCCAAUGAAGCAGAUGUGGUCGGCAUCAAUGUUAGGAAUUGCACCCUCACGGGCACUACCAACGGCAUUCGGAUCAAGACAUGGCAAGACUCUUCUAUUCUAUCUGCAUUCAAUUUUACAUUCCAAGAUAUAGUUAUGAACAAUGUCGCUAAUCCAAUCAUCAUAGAUCAAGAGUAUUGCCCAUAUAUUUCUUGCAACAAAGAGGCUCCUUCGCGUGUUAAAAUCAGCGAUGUUAAGUUCAUGAACAUUAGGGGUAGUUCAGCAUCUCAGGUUGCAGUCAAUUUCUUGUGCAGCAAAGGUGUGCCAUGUCAGGAUGUGCAUCUGCAGAGCAUCAACCUGGAGUAUAAUGGAUUGGAUGGACCUGCCAAAUCCUUAUGUUAUAACAUCAAGGGAACUUCUUCUGGCAUGCAAAGGCCACCAUCUUGCCUCUAAUCCUCUUAGUUCUUAUCAUAGAUAGUUUCUCAACACUUAGAAGGAAAUUAGGAUGAAUAUAUUUAAGUUACAUGGAGCUUUCAUCCUUAACAUUCAUCAGUCGAUGCGUGGGGUACUCAUACAUUGUA